Messenger RNA from Bactrocera neohumeralis, 3846 nucleotides. It is a transcript of the gene vri, whose product is annotated as myb-like protein A. The transcript is spliced from 3 exons. NCBI's taxonomy places the organism in Eukaryota, Metazoa, Arthropoda, Insecta, Diptera, Tephritidae. The record is from RefSeq and is a predicted model, not a curated record. The coding region runs from base 782 to 3325 and encodes 847 amino acids. Gene Ontology annotation, molecular function: DNA-binding transcription factor activity; DNA binding. Gene Ontology annotation, biological process: regulation of DNA-templated transcription; circadian rhythm. Gene Ontology annotation, cellular component: nucleus.
CGCUUGCUAUUUGCCUUUAACGAGCAGUGAAAGAGGUUUACUUGUGAAAGCUUUUCUAUUUCAAUUGUGUUUUAACAGUCGUGCUUAACGGUUGUGCGAUUUGCUGCUCCGCUAAUGCAAUAUUCUCACCGAAAAAAACAAAACCAACAAGAUUCUAUCCAAAAAACUGUUGAAUUCAUAAAUGGAACGCAGUAAAAAGCGCUAAGUGUGGUGGCAAGAAUUUCCAAAUCCAGUCACGCGAGCGGCACAAUGGGCGCGCAGUGAAUUUUUCGGCUACUUAUUUACAUUUACAUAUGUACCUUCGUACUUGGCUCACACGAAAUACGGGAUAUAUGCACAGAUAACGGAUUGCGUUGCGCGCUACAUUGUGUUUGAGAAUUACAAAAAAAAUUAUUUAGUAUGAGUACUUUAAAUAAUUAACGGAAAAAAAUAUUAUUUGCAUUACGCAAAUAUUACAACAACAAGAAAAUAUACAACAAAAGUUAUGCUGUGCAGAACUGUAUACUUAAAAUAAUUAAUGAAAAUGAAGUGACUGCAUUAGAAGUUAACGGAGAUUAAAAGACAAUUAAAAAUAAAUAAAAAAAAAACAAUUAAAAAAUACAACAAAAAACAAUUCAACAAAAUGCACACAACUUAAAAAGAAAUUAAAAUAUGUGUACUAAAAAUUGUUAAAUGAAAAAUAAUAUAAGAAUAAAUAAGCUACAAAUCAACAAAAAACAUUAACAAAGCAAAAUAACAACAACAACAGCAAGUGCAAGUGUACGAAGAAAAAUUAAUUAAAAUGUCUAUUGUUUGCACUUUGGAGCCAAAAGUGAAUUUAUUCAAAAAUUCGGCAGCUAAAAAUAUGCUUGUUUUAAAAAAUAAUAAUGCGCUGAAGCACACAGGGUCAACUAACGGCGCAGCAGUGGAUCCAGCUAAAAAUUAUAACAAUAACAUAUACGCAAAGGAUAAAAAUGCAACCUAUAAAGCCCACAACAUUAACAACAAAAAUUCUGACAUUUACAACAACAAUAAUUGUAAUAACCUCAACCAGCAACAAUUAGAGCUGUUGCAACAGCAGUACAAUAAACGGAAUACCGUUGCUGAGCUGAUCGCUCGCCAACAACAACAGCAACAGCACCAAAUUUCCAAUGAUAUCAGCUCCACGGCCAACAGUGAAGUGUUGAAUAGUGGAAAUUUCGUUACUGAUAUGCCGGAAAUUCUCAGCGUUGCUGCCUUAAAUACUAACCAUCACAAGAACAACAAUAACAUAAGUUCCUCGGUAGCAGGUUCAAACACAAAAACAGCUACAAUGCACAACGUACGCUUACCGUCCAUUUCGCCGACACUAUCGUUGAACGGCAGCUCAAAUGAUGCAAACAAUGUACACGCCUACUCCAUGUACGGCCCUAUCAGUCCACAAUCCAGCGACAGUGGUCACAGCUUACCCGAUAACAUGUCGCAUGUGAAUGGCAAACAAUACCGCAAUAGCUUCAGCGGUUCCAACAGUUCAUUUGAUUCGCACGGCAUGUCCAAGUCACAGGCGCAAGCGCAUAAGGAUCUGUUCACACAGCGCAAGCAGCGUGAGUUUACGCCGGACAGCAAGAAGGACGACAGCUAUUGGGAUCGACGUCGACGCAACAAUGAGGCGGCCAAACGUAGUCGCGAGAAGCGUCGCUACAACGAUAUGGUCCUGGAACAGCGUGUCGUCGAGCUGACUAAAGAAAAUCACGUGCUCAAGGCACAGUUGGACGCUAUCAAAGAUAAGUUCAAUAUUUCCGGUGAGAAUUUGGUGAGCGUCGAACAGAUAUUGGCUUCAUUGCCCACCAGUGAGCAGGUAUUGAGUAUUACGAAGCGCGCCAAAAUGACAAUAAAUGGCGGUUUCAAUGGCGCCACCACAGCGGUGCCCACAUCCAUUGUCUACGGCAUACCAGCGCACGCAAACGCCAAUGGCGCAGGUGGCAUGCCGAGCACUACAACCAUGGCACAAACACCCACAUCCAAUGGCAUACUGACACCACAGAAGUCGAACACCAUGAAUCAGGUGGCGAACAGCGAUCCGAACAGCGCUUUGAACGGCGACAACGGCUUGUUGUGUAAAACGUCACAGCAGUCGCUGCAGCAGGCCAUUAAGAAUGUGAAUCAAACGAAUAUGGCCAAUACAUUAACGCACCCGCAUGCGAUAUCGUCGGUCGCACACAUGCAAAUGUCCACCUCGCCAGUACACCUCAACACCGAACACUAUCAGCCUCCACCACCCCUGCCGCUCAACACCAACUACACCGCUGAAAUGGCACGUGCAAACAACACGAGCGUUUUAAGUAACGGCGUCAAUAACGCUAAUGCGCCCACACAUUUGGAGAGCGCACGUCAUCAUCCUACAGCAGCGACACCGCAGCAACAACCAGCACCUCCGUCCAAUCUGCAGAACUUGCACGUGUUGCAAGCGCUCAACCGCAAUGUCAACUGCGAUGAUCUCGAUAAUUUGCGCAAAGUUGUUGCUGUAGUCGGUGCUGCUAUCAACACGAAUGGUACAACCGACACGACCGAAGCGCCACUUUACAAUGCACCGGUAACGGCACCCCUUUAUGUGCCACCACAUCCCGCCAGCAUGUAUGCCUACAGCACAAAGGAUCAGGUAACAGCGUCCACUCAAAAUCUAGAAAACGGCUAUCACACAAAAUCACCCGAAACCAAUGGCGUCAGCUCGAGCGCGGUCGAUGCAGUGACCUCCUCAUCCGUCAACGGUAAUGGCGAUGCUAACGGUGGCAAUGACGUGCUAAAUUUAUCGCGUCGCGCUUGCUCGCCGGCCUAUGAGCAUAUGCUCUCAUCGACCAUCUCGUCGUCGGCCUCCUCGUCAGGUGUGGCCUCCGGCGAUGACGAACACGAACCGGACGGCGUUGACGAUAUCGAACAUAACAAUGCGGUCAACAUCAGCACCACCAGUCCCAGCAGCAGCGAUUCGAACAACUGUUUGCCGCUCAAGUUGCGCCAUAAGUCACAUUUAGGUGAUAAGGAUGCGGCUGCUACGGCGCUGCUAGCGCUACAGCACAUCAAACAAGAGCCGGUGAGUAAUCGCGCCUCACCACCCGGUUGGGUGGACAAUGGCGAUAAUUCGAGCGAUGAACGCGACUCGGGCAUUUCAAUCGGCAGCGCCGAGUGGACCGCACAAUUUCAACGCAAAGCCGAUAAGAGCAACAGCUCAAUGGUGGGUGUGACACCGUCCGAACGCGAGCACAUACUGAAAUCUCAUUUGGCACGCCUGGAAUCGGAGGUGGCCAACAUCAAGAAUAUGAUGAUCCUGUCUGUAGAUCAGAUAAAUACACCGGCGGAUUUGAAAAUCUAAGUUGCUUAGCCACGCGGAUCAGCCACAUUUGUGCGAAAACCGAAACUGUGCGUGCGGAUCAGCCAUAUUUGUGGAAAAACCGUAAGCGCUUGUAUGGAGAGAGAGCAGAGACACAAUAACUUUUUUUACAUAUUUGUGGGGAGUGCUUUUGUUAGAUAGGGGCGUGUUUGUUGUAAUAAUCGUAUCGAAAUUGAGGCAUGUACGUCUUAAGAUUUGUUGUGUACUGAAAGUUUUUUUAUAAAAUGAAGAUUGUACAUAAAAAAUAAUUGUACAAAAGUUGCUUAACUGUGUAUUAGUUUAUUUCAUUUAAUUGUAGCUGUCAAAAAGUAUAAAAAGAAUUAGAAUUUAUUAUUUUUGAAAGCAAAAUAUGACAUAGUACUCUUAGCAGCCGCGGGCAUGUGAACACACCUUAAACUUUAGCGUAUAAAAUUUGAAAGUGUUAAAUGUCAAAUAUCAGCAAAGAAGUUGGCAACGCGUAGCAUCAUAUCAACAAAUCAUUCAUUACUUUCAAAUCAUUAUCA